GGAGAGAAGCUGCGCCCUGGCCCAGUCCCACAAGGCUCGGCUCCGGGCGCCAUGGCAAGCUCGGCUUCCCUGGAGACCAUGGUGCCCCCGGCCUGUCCGCGCGCCGGAGCGUCGCCGGCCACUUCCAAGACGCUGGCCUUCUCCAUCGAGCGCAUCAUGGCUAAAACGUCGGAGCCCCGUGCGCCCUUUGAGCCCCGGCCGGGGGCGCUGGAGGCGGACGGCGGCCAAGGCAAAAAAUUGCUCAACCUCUGCUCGCCACUGCCCUGUAUGAUCCCCCUCCAGCCCCUAGGCUACGAGGUGCCGUCCAAGACGCUGCUCAGUUACUCCGAGCUCUGGAAAAGCAGCCUCCGGGCGGGCGGCGGUGGAGGAGGUGGAGGCGGCGGCGGCGGGGGGGCCCCUGUGUGCGGCGCCAGCGGCUUGUGCAAAACCAACUGUGGCGUGUGCUGCAAGGCCGAGCUGGGCCUGGCGCCGUCUGCGCUACCCGCGGGCAGGGUCAUCAAGCCGCAGGUCAUCAACCAGGCGGUGGGGCUGCCGGCCAGUGGCUCGCUCUACUACUUCAACUACCUGGACUCUGCCGCGUACCCGCCGUCUGAGCUUCUCGGCGGCCACCUCUUUCCGUCAGGCCUCCUCAACGCACAGGCCCCCACCGCCCUGGCUGCGCACCCCAAGCUCUUUCUGCUGGAGAACGCCAAGUUGGCCGGCCUGGCCGCGGACAAGUUCCCCCAUCCAGCCCCCUAUACCCAUAAGGAGCGCUUGCCCGCGCCACUGGAGCAGGUGCUGAAGGAGAACUCGGCCCUGACCGCCGAGAGGGGCGGCGUCAAGGGCCACGGCAAGCUGCCCGGGGGCUCUGCGGACGGCAAGCCCAAAAACUUCACCUGCGAGGUGUGCGGCAAGGUGUUUAACGCUCACUAUAACCUCACUCGCCACAUGCCAGUCCACACCGGAGCCAGACCGUUCGUGUGCAAAGUCUGCGGCAAAGGCUUCCGCCAGGCCAGCACGCUCUGCAGACAUAAAAUUAUCCACACCCAGGAAAAGCCGCAUAAAUGCAACCAGUGCGGCAAAGCCUUCAACCGCAGCUCCACGCUCAACACGCACAUCCGCAUCCACGCGGGCUACAAGCCCUUCGUCUGCGAAUUUUGCGGCAAAGGCUUUCACCAAAAAGGGAACUACAAGAACCACAAGCUGACCCACAGCGGCGAGAAGCAGUACAAAUGCACCAUCUGCAACAAGGCCUUCCACCAGGUCUACAACCUGACCUUCCAUAUGCACACUCACAACGACAAGAAGCCUUUCACGUGCGCCACUUGCGGCAAAGGGUUUUGCAGAAACUUUGACUUAAAGAAACACGUGCGCAAACUCCAUGACAGCGUGGGCCCUGCCGCCCCCUCCACAAAGGACCUGACUCGGACGGUGCAGAGCUGAGAGCUACUGCCUCGCCCUCCCUUCCAGCCCCAUCCAACCCCAACACAGAUC
Messenger RNA from Diceros bicornis minor, 1473 nucleotides. RefSeq names its product FEZ family zinc finger 2 (gene FEZF2). The record is from RefSeq and is a predicted model, not a curated record. The coding region runs from base 52 to 1422 and encodes 456 amino acids. The transcript is spliced from 4 exons. Gene Ontology annotation, cellular component: nucleus. Lineage: Eukaryota; Metazoa; Chordata; Mammalia; Perissodactyla; Rhinocerotidae.